Erigeron canadensis is the source of this 2052-nucleotide messenger RNA. RefSeq lists its product as uncharacterized. NCBI's taxonomy places the organism in Eukaryota, Viridiplantae, Streptophyta, Magnoliopsida, Asterales, Asteraceae. The record is from RefSeq and is a predicted model, not a curated record. Gene Ontology annotation, biological process: positive regulation of growth. The transcript is spliced from 2 exons. The coding region runs from base 248 to 1834 and encodes 528 amino acids.
CAUAUGCCAAGAAAAAAAAAAAAAGUCCCUAGGAUUCGCCGACUUGGGACGCAUUUAUUUCGAAUCAUCCCAUCUCUCUCUCACUCGCCAUUUCCUUUCCCUCUCUCUAAAAAUAAAACCUAUACAUACAUGACAUUCUGUCUCUAUAAUGUUUCUAUUUGACCGGUCAAUGCUCUGCUUAAAAACCCAUCUCAGCUUGUAUAUUUUUGGAUUAGUGAAUAUGUUGGUUGAUUAAUUAUUUUUAAGAAUGGGGAUCGAGGCAAUGAAAGAAUUAUCAUGGUUUAGUCCUAUUUGGAGGUCCUCACGGAAGUCGACAGCCUUGGACCCAGAAAGGCCCGUUAUUGGAAUAAUGUCAUUUGAAGUCUCCAGAUUGAUGACUAAAGUAGCUAAUAUAUGGCAGUGUCUGAGCGAUAAUAAAAUGUCACGAUUACGAGAAGAGCUCACUAACUCCCUUGGGACACGAAAGCUCGUUUCAGACGAUUAUGGUUAUCUCAUGCAGCUUGCAUUGAUUGAGAUUGUUGAUAAUAUUAAGUGUGUUGCAGAAGCAGUUGCUAGGCUUGGGAAAAAGUGCACAGAUCCAGUCUAUCGUAAUCUUGAACACAUUUUCGAUAACCCCUUGAAGAUUGAUAUAAAUUGGUGUGGUUGGGAGUAUAAGCUAAAGAAAAUGGAGAAACGGGUUAAAAAGAUGCAGAGAUUUGCUGCGGUUAAUUCACAAUUAUGUGAAGAGCUUGAAGUAUUGUGUGAGCUUGAAAACGGGCUGAAAAGAAUGCAAGAUAGUAAUGCAAAUCAAAUGAAAUUGAAUGAAUUUGAAAAGAAAGUUUUGUGGCAACGUGAAGAAGUUGCUGGUUUGCGUGAAAUGUCUACCUGGGUUCGAUCUUAUGAUUACAUUGUAAGGUUACUUCUUAGAUCUCUUUUCACUAUAAUCCAGCGAGUGAAGGUUCUUUUUGGAAUGUCAACCCAAAUUGGAUCUCCUAAAGUAAGUGAUUACCCAGAAGGUCGCUGUUUUGUUCGCAGUAAUUCCAUUUCUGCCCUUUCUGUUUAUCCCUCUGGAAAUAUUAUUCAGAGGUCGGCGUCAAAUCUUGGAGAUAAACCAAAAAGGAGACUUCAAACUCACUACCCGCGACAAGCCUUUUGUGGGACGCACACCCCCGUGAAAUCAAGAAGUUUGGCUCAAAUUGGACCUCUAAGAAAAUGCAUGACAUCUGAUCUUGAUUCUCCUAAAACCAAUGGUACAAUUCAAUCCGCUUCCGUGUUACUUGAUUCCAAGAAAAGAUUUUCAAAAGGUCAAAAUAGUAAGAAACCAACACUAGGUGAUGCAGCUUUAGCUCUACAUUAUGCGAAGGUGAUCAUAUUUAUCGAGAGAUUAGCCAUCUCACCACACUUAAUUAGUCCCGAAUCACGUGAAGAUUUGUAUCAUAUGCUAACUACAAGUAUCAAGAACUCACUUAGAGAAAAACUCAGUAUAUUCUCUAAAAGUGAUGCUUCAAAGGUAUAUAAUCGUGAUCUUGCACAAAGCUGGAGUUCAUCAAUGCAGAAAAUACUCGAUUGGUUGACACCACUAGCUCAUAACAUGAUAAAAUGGCAUUCUGAGAGAAAUUUUGAGAAGCAACAAAUGGGUUCAGGAGGAAAUGUCCUUUUGGUGAAUACUUUACACUAUGCAGAUCAAGUAAAGAGUGAAGAGGCAAUCACAGAUCUUGUUUUGGCUCUUCAUUACAUUUCAAGAUUUGGUAGAGAAGUUAACGAUAAAGCGUUUAUGGAGUCUGCGUGUGGUACAGAUUGUGAUGAUUAUAUGCUUCAUAACCAUAAGUUAGCUUCACUUGCAUUAUAUGACUAAUUUAGGCCAUAAGUUUUACGUCGUCUUGACAAAAUGGCAUUCGCGCAUCUGGGUAUCUACUUAUCUUGACCACAAAUAACAUAGUUUGUUUCCAGAUGCAUAUAUGUGAUUGUAAAUAACAUUCCAUGUUGCAAGAUGCUUGUGGUUUGUUCAAACAUGUAACGUAUCGUGGCACAUUUGAGCUUUACUUUCAUGCGUAUAUUAUCUCUUUCAAGGUA